AGAAAGGAAAGUGACUGCAGGUGCAGAGAGAGAGGACACCUAGAGAGGGGAAACAUUUUAGUGGAGUGCCUGAGAAGAAGUCCUCCCUCUGAGAACAUUAAAACCACCCCGACAAAAUUCACCUCUUUAAAACUUGCGAUAUCUCUUCCUCUGACGACGACUCGGGGUUUGGCGUCGCAUAUCGUCCUGCUGCCGGAUACCCAAUCAUUAGUUUACACCUCGCCUCUCGCCUCGAGUCUGCCGGGCAUCACUUCCGACGGCAUGUUCUCGCUGUGAACAUGGAGUUUCCCCGUCCUCUGCCGGCGGAUACCUCUCAGCGUCUCCUCCGUCGCCCCAGUUCUCCCAGCGCCGCCGCCGACUGGCUCCCGGCCGCCUACGCUUCACGGCUCAGCAGUUUCUCGGGGCCACCGGAGAAUCGGCUGGCGGCUCUGGACUCCCGGGAGCCAGCGGGACUGCACCGAGAGCCCAGCACCUGACGGACAGGUCCAUGCUUUCCCCUCUCUAUCAGGACCAUGGGGGCUCGGUGGUGUGGCCUCACACUUUCUCGUGCUCCUCUUCCUCUCAGGCCCUCCAUCGGGAGCUGUGCUACAACUCUCCUCGAAUCAGUGGGAGCAGCGUCGUCGACCCAAACCCCACCUACUACCAUGCUGUGUAUGACAUCAAGGUGGAGGAGUACAGCGAGCUGCCUUUCUCCGGCGGCGAAAGCGUCGACGGGGAUCCCUUCGGCCAGGGCAGCUCGCCCCUCGUCACCAGCAACAAUGACCCGACGGUCCCACUCAUUCGCCGGAGGGGCGGGACGGUGGAUUACCGAGACGUCAUCCUGGCCCACCAAGCACACAAGCUGCACAACACGCCGCAGGCCAAGAGGAAACAGUGGGAAAUGGCGCGCUUUGGAGACGAGCUACCCAACAGGUACGGAGGAGGAGGAGGAGGAGGUGGUGGUGGCGGUGGUGGCGGGGGUGCCGGCGGACAAGGGGGGCCCGGCCGCGGCGGCAGCAGGCAAGGUGGGCCCCCCGGGGGGCAGCGCGUGUACAAGCAGUCGAUGGCCCAGAGAGCCCGGACCAUGGCCCUGUACAACCCCAUACCCGUCCGGCAGAGCUGCCUAACGGUCAACCGCUCCCUCUUCCUCUUCAGCGAAGACAACGUGGUGAGGAAGUACGCCAAAAAGAUCACCGAAUGGCCUCCGUUUGAAUGGAUGAUCCUCACCACCAUCAUAGCAAACUGCAUUGUCCUGGCUCUGGAACAGCACCUUCCUGACGGAGACAAGACGCCUUUGUCCGAAAGACUGGAAGAGACGGAGCCGUACUUCAUAGCCAUCUUCUGUUUCGAGGGUGGAAUCAAGAUCCUGGCUUUGGGAUUUGCGUUACAUAAGGGCUCCUAUCUGAGGAACGGCUGGAACGUCAUGGACUUCGUGGUCGUCCUCACUGGAAUCCUGUCGUCUGUGGGGUCUCAGCUUGACCUGAGGACGCUCCGAGCUGUCAGAGUGCUGCGGCCCCUAAAACUGGUGUCUGGAAUUCCCAGCCUGCAGGUGGUGCUCAAGUCCAUAAUGAAGGCCAUGAUCCCCCUGCUUCAGAUCGGCUUGCUGCUGUUCGUGGCUAUCCUUAUGUUCGCCAUCAUCGGCUUGGAGUUCUACAUGGGAAAAUUCCAUACAACCUGCGCUGAUCCCAUUACAAAGGAGAAAGUGGAAGAUCGCCCAUGUGGUCCCAAAUCACCCUCCAGAUUGUGUCCCAACGACUCGACGUGUGAAAGUGGCUGGAUCGGACCAAACUACGGCAUCACUCAGUUUGACAACAUCCUGUUCGCUAUUCUGACAGUCUUCCAGUGCAUCACUAUGGAAGGAUGGACAGACAUGCUCUACUAUAGCAACGACGUGGAGGGCAGCAUGUGGAACUGGAUGUACUACAUCCCCCUCAUCAUCAUCGGCUCCUUCUUCAUGCUCAACCUGGUGCUGGGCGUACUUUCAGGGGAAUUUGCCAAAGAGAGGGAGCGGGUGGAGAACAGGAGCGAGUUCCUCAAGCUGAGGCGGCAGCAGCAGAUCGAGCGAGAGCUCAACGGAUACCUGGAGUGGAUCUGCAAAGCGGAGGAGGUGAUUCUGGCUGAGGACGACGCCACGGGGAACUUUGAUGGUUCUAGACGAAGGCCGACCAUCAAAACCAGAAAUAACAAAACAGAGCUGUUGAAUCAAGAGGAAGGAGAGGACAACAUAGGAGAUGCAGUAGGAUUUGCUCGCUCCAGCAUAAAGAGCGGUAAGGACGGGGCCAAUUACAGUAAAAAUGAGCGACGGAUGCGAUUCUUCAUCCGGAAGAUAGUGAAGACGCAGGCCUUCUACUGGACGGUGCUCUGCCUGGUGGGCCUCAACACCAUCUGUGUGGCCGUGGUGCAUUACGACCAGCCAGAGAUUCUUUCCGACUUUCUCUUCUAUGCAGAGUUCAUCUUCCUCGGUUUGUUCAUGUCUGAAAUGCUGAUCAAAAUGUACGGUCUGGGCAUCCAGCCCUACUUCCACUCCUCAUUUAACUGCUUCGACUGCGUGGUUAUUGUUGGCAGCAUCUUUGAGGUUGUGUGGGCCACCAUAAAACCAGGCACAUCGUUUGGAAUCAGUGUGUUGCGAGCUCUCAGGCUGUUGCGUAUCUUCAAAGUAACCAAGUACUGGGCGCCGCUGAGGAACCUGGUGGUUUCGCUGUUAAACUCCAUGAAGUCCAUCGUCAGCUUGCUCUUCCUCCUCUUCCUCUUCAUCGUGGUCUUUGCUUUGUUGGGGAUGCAGCUCUUCGGAGGACUAUUCAACUUUGAAGACGGAACUCCGCCUACCAAUUUUGAUACGUUUGCAGCAGCAAUCAUGACGGUGUUUCAGAUCCUGACAGGAGAGGACUGGAACGUGGUGAUGUACGACGGCAUCGAGUCGCAGGGAGGAGUGAAGGACAAAGGGAUGAUCUUCUCCAUCUUCUUCAUCGUCCUCACACUCUUUGGCAACUACACACUGCUGAACGUGUUCUUGGCUAUCGCUGUUGAUAAUCUGGCCAAUGCCCAGGAACUUACUAAGGACGAAGAAGAGCAGGAGGAGGCAGCCAAUCAAAAGACGGCGCUGCAGAAGGCUAAGGAGGUGGCAGAGGUCAGCCCGCUGUCUGCUGCCAACCUGUCGAUUGCUGCGAAGGAGCAGCAGAAGAACCACACCAAGCCCAAUAAGUCUGUGUGGGAACAGAGAACCAGCGAGAUUCGGCGGCAGAACCUGAUGACGAGUCGUGAGGUUCUCUACAAUGAACUGGAACAGGAUGACUGGAAGGUGGAAGAAGGAGAGGAGGUGUCAUUCCCACGGAAAGCACGUGGCGAUGUGAAAACGCACCUGGACAGACCAUUGGUGGUAAACCCGCAGGACAAUCGCAACAACAACACCAACAAGACCCCACCCGGCGAGCCGCCGCUAGAUCAGCAGUAUCGUCGGCAGGAUGUUGACCACCGGCGCCGCGCUGCUCACCACUGCCACUACCACCGCCAUCACCACCAGAAAUCCACCAACCCAGACGGCGUGGACGCAAGCCAGCUGAUGGAAACCAACAUGGGGCAUGGUUUCAGCUGCACGUCUCUGGGUAACGUCGAAGGAAACGUGGAGCGCCACGGGGAUGAAGAGAAGCACAGCCACCAGAGUCGCCGGGGCCAUCGGCACAGGAACAGAGAGUGCCGGGAGGCUCGCAGCGUUUCUCCCCGUCACGGCGAAGGUGCAGACGGCAACGGUGAGGCGAGGAGGUGCAGGCAGCACCGCAGGGCAGCCAGGGAGGGGGAUGAGGGCAGAAGACAUCAGUGCAGGGCAACAGAAGGAGACGGAGAGAAAAGCGAGGAAGAGGGUGGACAGAAGGCAAGACGACAUCGGCACUGCAACCAGGAACGAUGCAGAGGACAUCGUGGCAGAAACGCCUUUUCCUUUGCCCAUGUCAGGGAACAUCCCAGCACCUGCCCCAGCCUCUCAACUACACGGCCCAUACAGCAGUACAAUGAGGACCUCGACAACUUCCGCAACAACAGCAAGCUGGCCAGCGCCCAAGAGCACCCUUAUGAUCUCCCACCCGAUCACCCAGACCAUCCGGACCACCUCAACAACCUGCUGAACUGCCAUGACGCCGACACCCACACCCUGCUUCACAGCAUGGACAGCCUGAUCUUGACCAGCAUGGCAAAGCCCGACUACACAUCGAUAGACAUGCCCCCCGUGUACCCGUAUCCCUCCACCAACGCAAUCUUGCAAGUGAACAAGAACGCCAACACUGACCAGAAGAAGAGCGAGGAGAAGAAGGAGGAGGAGGACGAGGGUGAAGACGAAGACAACGCUAAGCGCAUGCCUCCUUAUAGUUCCUGCUUCAUAAUGUCUACCACCAAUCCGUUUCGAAAGUGCUGCCACUACAUCCUGACUCUGAAGUAUUUUGAGUUCAGCAUCCUGUCCGUCAUUGCGAUGAGCAGCAUCGCCCUUGCAGCAGAGGACCCUGUCAAGCCCGACUCGCCACGAAACAACGUGCUGCGUUAUUUUGACUACGUUUUCACAGGGGUCUUCACAUUUGAAAUGUUGAUCAAGAUGGUCGUUCUCGGCUUGUUUCUCCACCAAGGGUCUUACUUUCGUGACUUGUGGAACAUACUGGACUUUAUAGUGGUUAGUGGUGCUCUGGUGGCCUUUGCCUUCACGGGGAGCAGCAAAGGCAAAGACAUCAGCACAAUCAAAUCUCUGCGUGUGCUGAGGGUGCUGCGUCCCCUUAAGACCAUCAAGCGUCUCCCCAAGUUAAAGGCAGUGUUUGACUGCGUGGUGAACUCCCUGAAGAAUGUGUUGAACAUUUUGAUCGUCUACAUGCUCUUCAUGUUCAUCUUCGCCGUUGUGGCUGUGCAGCUGUUCAAGGGUCGCUUCUUCUACUGCACAGACGAAUCCAAAGAGUUUGCACGGGACUGCAGGGGCGAAUAUUUAGUCUAUGAAAAAGACGAGGUAAAAGCCGAGAAGCGGGAAUGGAAGAAGUACGAUUUUCACUACGACAACGUGGCUUGGGCCUUGCUCACCCUCUUCACCGUCUCCACCGGAGAGGGGUGGCCACAAGUGUUAAAGCACUCAGUGGACUCUACUUAUGAGGAUCAGGGCCCAAGCCCGGGAUACAGGAUGGAAAUGUCCAUCUUUUACGUGGUGUACUUCGUUGUCUUCCCUUUCUUCUUUGUCAACAUCUUCGUGGCUCUCAUUAUCAUCACCUUCCAGGAGCAAGGGGAUAAGAUGAUGGAAGACUACAGCUUAGAAAAGAACGAAAGAGCCUGUAUAGAUUUCGCCAUUAAUGCCAAACCUCUGACUCGCCACAUGCCAAAGAACAAACUGAGCUUCCAGUAUCGGAUGUGGCAUUUCGUAGUGUCCCCUCCCUUCGAGUACAGCAUCAUGGCUCUGAUUGCACUCAACACGGUCGUCCUCAUGAUGAAGCAUUACGAAGCAAAUCUAGCUUACGAUAAUGUGCUGAAGUACCUGAACAUUGUGUUCACUGCCUUCUUCUUUAUGGAAUCUGUCCUGAAAAUCAUUGCUUUUGGUCCCUUGAACUACUUCAAAGAUGUCUGGAACGUUUUUGAUUUUGUCUCCGUCAUUGGGAGCAUUACUGACAUAUUGGUAACAGAGUUUUGGGACAAUUUAAUCAACUUGAGCUUCCUGAGGCUCUUCAGGGCGGCUCGCCUCAUUAAGCUCCUGAGACAGGGAGAAACGAUCCGGAUCUUACUGUGGACGUUUGUCCAGUCCUUCAAGGCUCUGCCGUAUGUGUGUCUGCUCAUAGCCAUGCUCUUCUUCAUCUACGCCAUCAUUGGCAUGCAGUUGUUUGGAAACAUAGCUCUAGACGAGGAGGAAGGAACUGCCAUCAACGAGCAUAACAACUUCAGAACAUUCAUUAUGGCCCUAAUGCUGCUGUUCAGAAGUGCUACGGGUGAGGCGUGGCAUGAAAUCAUGCUGGCGUGCCUGGGAGAGAAGAAAUGUGACCCAGAGUCAGGAAGUACCGGGAAGGAGUGUGGCAGCACCUUCGCCUACACCUACUUUGUCUCAUUUAUUUUCCUCUGCUCCUUCCUGAUGCUGAAUCUCUUUGUGGCCGUCAUCAUGGACAACUUCGAGUACCUCACCAGAGACUCGUCCAUCCUGGGGCCGCACCACUUGGACGAGUACGUAAGGAUAUGGGCCGAGUACGACCCCGCCGCCUGCGGGCGCAUACAUUAUAAGGAUAUGUACAGUUUAUUGCGAGUUAUCUCCCCUCCUCUGGGCCUUGGCAAGAAAUGCCCACAUAGGGUGGCCUGCAAGAGGCUCCUUCGCAUGGAUCUGCCUGUUGCCGACGACAACACAGUGCAUUUUAACUCCACCCUCAUGGCUCUGAUCAGGACAGCCCUGGAUAUAAAGAUUGCCAAGGGCGGCGCAGAUAAGCACCAGAUGGACGCGGAGCUGAGGAAGGAGAUGAUGGCUAUCUGGCCAAAUUUAUCACAGAAGACUCUGGACCUGCUGGUUACUCCACACAAGGCAGCCACAGACUUGACGGUGGGCAAAAUCUACGCUGCCAUGAUGAUCAUGGAAUACUACAGACAGAGCAAGACCAAAAAGCUGCAAGCCCUGCGAGAGGAACAGAACCGAACGCCAUUAAUGUUUCAGCGCAUGGAGCCACCCUCUGAGGGAGGGGGCACGGAGGGCCAGGCGGGGCCAGGCCAGAACGGUCUGCCCAGCGUUCAGCCGGACAACAUCAACAGCAUACCUCCUGAAGGUGGCUUGACUGAAAGCCAAUCAUGGAUGACGGCUAAAGCACAGGAAAUGUACCAAAAGACCGGGAACUGGAGCCCGGACCGGCCCUACCCCGACGACGUCCACGAGAACCGCCACAAUCCCCAGACCAUCACCGACAACAGCCCGAUGCGUCGCUCCACCUCCAGUCUGGUCCACGGGCGUUCCGGUCGGGGCGUGAGGCUGGACGACUACUCUCUGGAGAGGGUGGUGUCCGAGGAGGGGAGACACGGCGGCGGGCGCAGGCACAGGGACCGAAGCCAUCGCACUUCGCAGCGAUCGCUGACCAGAUACACAGACGCCGACACAGGUCUGGGCACAGACCUCAGCACCACCACACAGUCAGGUGACCUGCCUCCCAAGGAGCGUGAGCGGGACCGCGGGCGCACCAAGGACCGCCGUCAUCACCACCACCAUCACCACCAUCACAGCUCAAUGGACAAGGAGCGCUACGAUCGCCAUGACUACCCACAUAGACCCCCCCAGGACCGCCACUGGUCCCGGUCCCCCAGCGAAGGGCCAGACGGGAGAGGUCACAGACAGGGGAGUAGUUCUGUAAGUGGCAGCCCGGUCCCCUCCACCUCGGGGACCAGCACUCCACGGAGAGGCCGCCGCCAGCUGCCACAGACUCCUGCCGUCCCUCGUCCGCACGUCACCUACUCCCCCGCCGUCCGAAAGCCCCUCUACGGCCCCCCGGGCCCGGGGCGAUUGCGCUCCCCUUCCCCUCGACACUUCUCUCCGCCGGACCUCGACCGGGGCUACCACCACCGGCCCCCGUCACGUCACGCCUCCCCGCACCACGGCGGCUCCUCGUCCAGGCACGGCUCGCCGCGCUCGCCUCGGCACCAGUCGCCGCACUCGCCGCUCCACGGGUCGCCUCGGUCUCCACACCGGAACCGCUGGAGUGGCCCCCCGCCGGGGGACAGCCUGGAGGGUGACGGGCCCUUCUACGAGAGGGAUUACGAGUAUGAGCGGCAUCACGAGCCUCCCGCCUACGAGCAGAGCCUCUCCCAUGGCAACCCUCAUCCGCAUGGAGGAAACCCUCACCCACACCCACGCUCACCAAGGACUGCUCGUCACGGGCCCCCGCCGGCCCCUCACCCACAUCCACGUAGGGUUCCUAAUGGCUACCGUUCAUCCUCACCUUCCCCGCAUAGGAGGGGACCGCCAGGGGCGCCGCACCCUCACCACCGGCCUCCCCACGCCAGAGGGCCCCGCAAGGGCCUACAUGAACCUUACAGUGAGACGGACGAGGAUGACUGGUGCUAGCGACGGCAUGAGAUGCAGACAGCAGUAGAUGAUAAGAACCGCCACCUCCAGCACUAUGGCACAUAUGUAAACUUUGAACAAUGUGAUGCUAAAGUUUUGGAGAGCCCCUCCUCUCCCCCUUUAGACUCUUAAAACAAAAAAAAAAACAAAAAAAACGAUGCUAGGGUGGAGGCAGAGGGGCAGUGGUGCUGCUAGGAGCCUUUUACACAUUUUGCAGAAAAAUCUAAUCUUUGACAAAGCAGCACGUGGUUAUGCUAAUCUCGAGAAAGUCCGGAGAACUCAGUAGGCAAGGCCAGGGCACAGGUUGACCUCUGCCUCUCAGAACUACAGUUCCCAUGACCAGCCUACACCAUCGAGGUCUAGGCUGAGAGGGAACAGAGAGUCGAGGGAACAGAGAUCCAAGGAGGAGCAUGAGGUUCUAAAACAAUGUGACGGGAUCGUUUCAAGGCCUAGCAGGCACUUUGCUCAGACUGGCGCCUGACUGCUUAGGUGUGCGCAAGCUCUCACUGGCUGGACUACUUAGGAAAAAAGCAGAAAAUAAGCUGAAGUGAGGAGUACACCGCUUAGACUCUGCUCUAAAACAGACCCGUUUAGAGAGGAAAAAAAUGAUGUGAUGAAAACCAGGAUCCCCCUCACUAACCCUUACAUGCCAAGCUAUGCCUCCAGAAAAUGAAACUUGAACAAUGAAGAGGACAGUGAAACUUUACAUGACAGUGACAAUUUAAAAAAAUAAAAUAAAAUAAAGGGAGUACUUUUACUUUAUCUUUAUGGUCUCUCUCUGUGUUCAAGGGGACAGAACUUGGGAAGCUCCGCCUAUACUGCAAAACCCAGCCAAUCACAGCGCUGGCUGAUGAUAUUCGAUGAGUUUUAUCAUCUCUGUUUACUGUUACGGACUCACUUGAUGGGGGAUGGAACUGCUGUGACAUCACUUCCUGUCCAGACGGCGGCGGAUGCAAAGCGGUGACGCCCAACGUAGGCUUCACUUCCUGGAAAAGACGCGGCGGGAGGACGGGCCCAGGUUACCGGAGAAGGGGACUGGUCACUCUGUCAAUCCUUUCCCUUAUCUAUUGAUCAACCCAUCAUACAGAGAAACAGGGACCUGACAGGAAAUGACAUCACAAAUGUUGGCGGGUGGCAAGAAGACAGGAAAGGAAGGAUGGGGGGGAAAAAAAGAAAAACCAGACUAAUUUCUUCAGUAUUUCUUCUGUCGAUUACUUCUUCUUCUUGUUCUUCUUCGGACAUUCGGAGUUUGGUUCUUCUGUUGCAUUCGCUCAGCCUCCUUUGAUCUUUUUCAGAGUUCAAAAACCGAUGGAAACCUGCAUGAUUGAUAUAAUCCAUACUAGAGAGGAAAUCUAAGCGGUGCGGGUGGGAGUGGGACCAGGGGGGCUUUAUAGGAAACUUUAACUUUUAGGUUCACAAAAGAAGUUAUCUUUUCAGACUCUCUCUCUCUCUCUCUCACUUUUUUCUUGUCUGACUCAAAAGUCGAGUCAUUUUUUAAAAAGAUUUGUUGUUGUUUUGGUGUUUGUUUUUUAUACCUGACAGAUUGACAGGUUUUUCACUUGUCUCAGGUUUCUGUUGAAAACUCAGCUUCAGCAACCUGACAAACAGACGAGCAGAAGGAAGUAAAACGUUUACAGGGUCAUACAGGCGUCCUGUCUUUUGAGAAACACACACUUCUGAGAGAGAGAGAGCGUACAGAAGGAAACUUCUACCACACUUAAGUUGCUAUUGUUGAUGAUAACAGAAAUGAAUAAUGAUUUGAUUUCAUUAAUGUCAAUACAAAUGAGUGACAAUGAUGAUACUGGUGAUGAUUGACUGAAUGUUAGACGCGUUGAUGUAGACUUGCUGUCAUGUUGAUUGGAGUUCAGAUAUGCCGUGUUCAUCUAGUUUUUUUGUUUUUUUUUUCCAUCCCUUAUGUUGGUAUCCCGUGCUUAGUGUCUACCGGGUUCCCGAUAACCUUCGUGCAAUAUUAUUUUUUGGGGGGAUGGUGGUUUUACGGACAUUCACUCAGCAGAGUUGCGUGUUGUAACACAGCUCUAAGCGAAGAUGCAUUCUCUCUCCAGGAUAGUGGAGGGCGGAGGUCAGAGGAGCCUCAGUACCGGUCCUGCAGCGACCCGUAGGGUCUCAUCAAGCCAACCCAAAGAUCAGUAAUGUUUCGAGUGAAGGAGUACAACAUAUUGAGAAUGUGGAAGCUGAUUCUACAUGUUUCUUCUUCUUCUAAGGUUGACAUCGUCCGACUUAUUGCCAAAAAAAAAAAAAGACAGAUCUAUGAAUCUCAAAUCCUUUUUUUGUUUCUUUUAGCUCUAUAGUUUAACUUGGGGGUUAGUUGCCAGCACUGAAAGCAAAGCAUUGGUGGUACAGGGUUGGCAUCAGUCAGCGUUUGAGACUGUGUUUUGGCCACUAGAGGGCAGUAAUCGGCUUCUGUUUUUCCUCUUCCACUGGACGGUGACUUUUUGGCCACAUCCUGAUCUCUCGCCGUCCUGCAGUCAACUUUCCACUUUCUAUAAAAGUUGUGAUAAACAUAAAUCCGAUUCUUCGUCAGGAAACACUGACACGCCCUGAGAGCUGCCGUAUCUUUUCAUUCGUCAUUCCAUUUUCCCACCUUCCCUACCUCCGGCCCUUUCCGUGAAGAUACCCGGCCCAGUUCAGUGACUUUGUAGCAAGUUGGAAACUUUCGCUGCCAAAACAAAACAAAACAAAAUUUAAAAAAUGCUUUAGCAACCAACUUAUUUUUUCUCAUCUAGCUUUUUGUCAAUUCAUUUACUUUAACAUCUGUUUAGCUUUUUAAAGACAUUACAACAUUACACCACAGAAGAGAAAUACCUUGGAAUAAUAUUUUAACCCCUUAUGUUAUGAGGGAUGACAGUUAUUGAAUGAUCAAUAAUUCUAGACUAAAAGAAUAGAGCAUAGGUAGACUUAGUUUAUUACCUGAAGAUGAAUAUAGAUGUUCUAGAUGUAGUUAUAGAUAAUACAGAGUAUAAAUAGAAUUGCAGAUGUUUAUUUAUUUUGCGUACUAAUGCUACUUUUUCCAUGCAAAUUGCAGAAAUCCCAGACAAACCGCAGCACAGACACAUUUUGACUCUAUGCAGACCUUAUUUACAUCUCCAGAGGGGAACCUGCAGCACAGCAGCGCUGCAAAAACGAAUCCAUCAAACAGGAAACAGCAUGUCACGCUACGUCGCAUCCACAGUGAGGUUUACUUUUCAAGGACAUCUGUUGCUGCUUCUUUUUUUUUUUUUUCCCUUUUGCAGAUCCGUUCUCCCUGAUUCAUGCUUUUCUGCUUUCGUGAGAUUAUUUGCCUCGGGACCGUGAUUUUGUUUUUAAGCAUAGCAUGGUGAAUCGGAUUGGGGACGGCGCUUAUGAUUUGUCAGUUCGGUGGAAGCGAAGGGGUGCUUUACCAUAAAACCUUCUGUCCUCACCAUCCAAGAAGUUACAGCAGGUGAGGAUUGUUCUCCAAAGCCCCCUACAGAGCCACAGUGCCUUCUGUAUCUGAGUCACAUUCAUCACCCCCCCAUCAACCCCGCCCCACCUGCCUCCCCAGUCACAGUUGCUCUCGUCAGUAACCCCUCGACCCCUCCUUGUGCAGUCGACGUGAUCAACCACGCUACGCCUUAAGGUUAAAUCUCACCGGCUCCCAUGCUAGCAUUCAAAAUGGGGAGUGUGGCGAUUUUGAGACUGGGCCACGGUCAGGAAGCAAGUCGAGAGACCAGGCUAGAUGCACAUUCAGAAUGGGCUGAACUAUUUAAUAUCUCCCAUUCAGGCACUCAGUUUUGUAACAGCUACCAAAAAAAGAAAAAGAAAACCGUCACAGUUUCAAUCUGAGCCUUGCGGUUUUUGACUUUUGAAGACUCAACGGCCAUCGUCUCCAGAUCCCGCUAGCUGGCUAGCCCCUUUUGGCUUCGGCAUGGCUCCAGUUUAUGUCCGUCCCGUAGUUGUCCUACGUACAGUUUCUUGAUGAUGUACUUAGAGGUUUACAGAGGUGCGAAGCUGUUUGCUUACUUCUCAGGUCCCUCUAGAGCUAGGUAGCUAGUUAGACCACGUAGGGAAGAAACCGCAACAGAACAGGCAGCUCCCGGUUUGAGUUAUUGUAUGGUUUUUACUUGGCAUGGUAUCUUGUUGUUGGUCUCACCCCUCUCCUUUCACCACAAGUACAUCGUAACACAAUCCAAGCUCUUACAUUUCCAUCUAAAGCCUGCAGAAACGCCGCCGAAACGACACAACUUUCAUUUUGGCUCCACUCGCUCAUCCGGAAGUGUAACAGCGGAUCCAGACACACAACAUUCCCCUUGUGUGAACGCAUGUUGUGUGCGUGUGAGCUUUUUCCAAAAAACUGAUCCCAUUAGUUUGGAAAAAGGCAAACAUCUAGUUUGUUUUGUCUGAUUGUUUUUUAGUAUCUAAUUGCUUUAUGAAACACAGUUUAGGGGGCAAUGCAAAGUUGUUGUUUGUUUUCCUCAGUCAUCACCUGUCUUUAUGUCUGCUUUCUGUCACUCUUUACUGUUAAUAUCCAAAUAAUCUUUCUUUUUUCAUUUCUUCUUCCCCAUGGGAUGAAGGGAAAAUUAACAAGCGUACCACCCAUCCGCUCAGUCGGCUGUGAAAUUGUGUCAAUGGGUCAUUUGUAAGGUAACGUGUUGACAAAAACACAAAAAGGGCUCUCUUUUAAAAAAAAAAACUAACUACACUACACAAUGGGGAUUAAUGUACAGUAGUGCUGCCAAAAGUUGUGCUUAUGUAGCUAAAGCCACGCUGAGGUCUCCCCCUUGUACAGCACUAAAUGUGUGUGCAUGCGUGUGUGUGUGUAAGGCAGCGGGACAUUGGAGCCGGGGCCAAAACGAGACGAGUGGCUGAUGUUGGAGGGGCUGCGGGGGGAACUGUUUUGGGUGGAGGGAGGCUGCUUCAGGUGGGAGCGGCAGCAGAGCUUUCAGUGAUGUUGAUACACAAUUUCACAAUGGCACCAGAACAUUUUUCAAGCUCACGCUCAAGUCACCAUUUUUCCACCAUCACCUGAUCUUCAUCUACUCCUACUUUGAGAGGGGCGGGGCUACGGCUGUGACAGGGAGACGUUUUACUCUGUGACUGUGACUGUGGGUGUGUGUGUGUGUGUGUGUGUGUGUGAGAGUCGACAUGUGUUCGCUGUGGUCACGUUUGCUAAGGCUGAAACUGUUUAAUCAAGUUACAUUUUCUGUUCACACUAACGCAGACAUUGAAAAAGCAAGGUUAAAAAAAAUCCAAGAUCCUUUUUGGGAAAGAAAAAACAAUUAAGUUUUAAUAUGGACUAGUUUCAUAGAAUGAUGUAGAAUACACCAAUAUUGGAGGAUUUAAUGGGAGUCUUUCUCUUUCUCCUCACUGUCACCAUUAAACUAGAAACUCAAGCCUUUACUGACUGAAAUUAGUAUUUCAAGCCAAUUUUCUUACAUUAUUUUCUAGAAAAAUAAAUGUUUAUCCUUGAUGGACAAAGAAUGUGUGAAACUAAAGAAUUAAUGUGUGAUCGUUACAAAAAGUGCAUGAUGGGAAAGAGUUGUGUACAGAACGACCAAAGUUGAUGAGAUGAGCAGCAGUUUCAUUAGCUUAGCACUGCUUCUGGAUGAGCCCCAGGUUCAAUGUACCGCACUUAUAUUAGGAUUUUUUUUAUUUUUUAACUAAAUGCCAAUGCAUAAAUGUUUUCAGAAAUAACAAAAAGACUUUAGUUUUAAAUAUUCACCGCAGAUCACCAAAGCUAAGCUAACAUUGAUGCGUUAGCUAAACAGCUAAAGCACCAUUUGUAUUUGUAUUACAUUGUUUUGUUUUUAUUAUUUUUUGAACUAGUUGCCAACUCAAAUUAAAUGCCAAAACACUUUUUUCAGAAAUAAUGAAAAAAGCCUUAGUUUUAAGCUAGAUAUUCACAGCAGAUCUGAUGUGACUCACCAAUGCUAAGCUAACAUUUUUGGAGGGGAUUUUCUAUAGCGUAGCACGGCUUUAGCUGUGCCCUGGACUGAAUGCGUUUAUGUUUUUUAUUUUUUUUUAAUAUGAAUACCACCAUGUUUUUUUCACAAAUAAUGAAAAAAAAAAAAAUCUGGAUUUUAAGCUGAAUUCUUACAGCAGCUAAAAUUUUGGGACUUUUUUCUACAGCCUGAACUACACUUUUUUUUCCUGUCACAGCUUGACUGUUAAAAUGUAACCAAAAGUUUAUGAGCAUAUUUUAACAUUGAAAAUACACACAAAUUCUUUCCCCACAAAUACAAAAUUUUAACUUGACUUGUAAUGAAACAAUUUAGAAAGUAAGCUAUUUUCCACCCCUAACCAGGGAAAUGUAUCAGCUGUUUAACUUUUUAAUUUAUUUGACUAAUGGCCUAAUUGAUUAGAUGUUUCAGCCCUUAUUGUGUGAAUGAUGUGUGCCAAUCUGUUCAUUAUCAUGCGUGUCUAAGUGUGUCGUCACACCAUCAGCUGCAGAAGGUAACCCUCAGUGCCUUACACUGUACAGGACAUGAUGACUCUCCACUCGUGGUUAUCACUGCAUCAUCAUCUCCUCUGUUUCUCACCCUUACUCAUUCCCACACUGGAUGGGUAAGAACUGUGUGUGUGUGUGUGUGAGUGUGCGUUUGUUUGUAAUACCUUGUGGGGACCAUUGUCCUGACACAUACUGUGUUGUGGGGACCCACUGCUCCUUGUGGGGACCAGGCAUCAGAAACGCCUGGUCCCCACAAGAAGCAGGGGAAACAGUGUUUCCCCUUGUGGGUCAGAUUUAGGUCUUAGGUGUGAUUUGAGUCUUGGAUAGGGUUAGGUAUGUAAUGGUUAGGGUUACAAUAAGGGUAAGGUUUACGCUGUAGAAAUGAAUGGAAGUAGAGGAAAGUCCCCACAAAGAUAGCCAUGCAAACGUGUGUGUGUGUGUGUGUGUGUGUGUGUGUUGGUGGAUGUGUGAAAGAGUGAACUGUGGGGGAGUUGGUUGAUAAUCUUGUGAUGUGUCUUACUCAUCCUCUCACCAUGUCUCAUGUCAUCAGAUGUACAUUUUGGCUCUGUAAUUUAUGUGUAGAUAUUCCAUAAAGUUUCUGGAAAAACUUCACUGUGUUCAUCGUCAGUAAUUCUCAUUUAUUUUCCUCAUUCCCACUCCAUACACAUUCUUCACGUUAUACCAUUUGUAAACACUAGGUAGCAGGAUUAAGCUUAUUUUUUUUAAUUCUGUCAUCAGUGAGAGAUAGAAGACUGAGUGAGUUAAUGUCUGUCUGUGUGGGUGUGAUUUCUCUGUGAGGGUUUGUCUGUCUGCAACAUGACUGUGUUUCUUUCACUUUAUGGAGCCAAGAAAGUGCUUUAGGACUGAUAAAUAUGGGCAUUAGUUUAUUUACCUGCAUUUUUGAGGCUCUAGGAUUCAGAAAUUAUUCUGUAUAAAAAAAAUUGUAAAUUAAAUCUUUUUUGUUUUGAGAAUUUUUUCAGCUACAUGUAGCAGGCAUUUAUAUCAUUCUUAUUUAUUUACUUAUUUUUUUGCAAACUGCCUGAAAUAAAGGCCUAGUCCACAUGUAGCUGGAAAUGUAGAAAAAUGAAUACAUCUUUAUGCAUUCUGGCCUUUCAGCCACACAAAAAAUCUGUUUAACAUCAUCGAAAAUUAUUUAUAAAAACUCUCAACCAGAAUGGAAAUUUGAGAAAACUUCCCAUUUGUGUUUUCUUGUCUAUAUCUUCUAAUACGUUAUUUAAAAGUAGUUCAACAUACACAUCUGUCCAACUUCCUGCAGCCGUGUUUAAUUCCCAACAGGUUGUUUUGAAGCAAUCUGAUUGGCUGAUGUAGGUUUUAGCUUUGCGCUACACUGCCCCCUAUAUGUUUGGCAUGUUAAAACAACGCUCACGUUUGGAUUUGAGCGUGUUUGUGUGGCUGAAAACUUAUCUGAAACAAAUCCCCUGUUUACGAUAAUUUUUUUGAACAAGAGAUAUUCUAUUUUUAAUAGAGACCCAGCUACAUGUGUACAAGGCCUGAAGGUUAGUACCUCUAAUCUGAUCUCUGAAGCAACAAGUUUGGCUGCAUAAACUUUACACGGAUGUUCACAGUGUCUCCUCCUGUCGCCUCCGCAUCUCUGAAGAGCCCCAUCUCCAUUUCCAUUUCUCUCUCUACGUCUUUCAUCCUUAAUCUCGUCUUCUCGGUUUGUUUCCACGAGCUCAGCCGAAACAAGUUGCUUCGAGGGAUUUUAUCCUCAUUACUUCAUUCUGAAAGACGCCGCAGGUAGAUUUGUUU
This is a messenger RNA of Gambusia affinis (western mosquitofish), 16214 nucleotides long. It is a transcript of the gene cacna1ab, whose product is annotated as calcium channel, voltage-dependent, P/Q type, alpha 1A subunit, b. Bases 488 to 8020 code for a protein of 2510 amino acids. NCBI's taxonomy places the organism in Eukaryota, Metazoa, Chordata, Actinopteri, Cyprinodontiformes, Poeciliidae. The record is from RefSeq and is a predicted model, not a curated record. Gene Ontology annotation, cellular component: voltage-gated calcium channel complex; membrane; neuronal cell body. Gene Ontology annotation, biological process: chemical synaptic transmission; calcium ion import across plasma membrane. Gene Ontology annotation, molecular function: high voltage-gated calcium channel activity. The transcript is spliced from 48 exons.